Molecule: messenger RNA, 828 nt
Organism: Mitosporidium daphniae
Lineage: Eukaryota; Fungi; Microsporidia
Exons: 2
Coding region: 1-828 (275 amino acids)
Biological process (GO): maturation of SSU-rRNA from tricistronic rRNA transcript (SSU-rRNA, 5.8S rRNA, LSU-rRNA)
Cellular component (GO): Pwp2p-containing subcomplex of 90S preribosome; small-subunit processome
Molecular function (GO): snoRNA binding; protein binding
Source: RefSeq, a predicted model, not a curated record
AUGCCCAAUCCCGUUCAACAAAGGAUGGAAGACAUGAUUCCAGAGCUUGAUGCAUAUCACAAACAGGAUAUAUUUUCAGAGGACGAGAUUUUCCAAAUAGUCGAGAACCGUCAGAGAUUAGAGAAUCGGCUAAAUAGGCGCAUAUCUAAGCUUGAAGAUUAUCUUCGCUUAGCAAAGUACGAACUUGGCUUGGAACACACCCGUAGAUCUAGGAUGGCGGAAAAAAAGAUCCAAUCCCCUUAUUUACGACCAACGCCCCCAACAAAAAGAAAAAGGAAAAACAUCAGUUGCGAUUAUGCCAUAACACGUCGCAUCCAUUCAAUUUUCCGCGCAGCAUUACGGAAGCAUUAUGGGGAUAUUUCGCUGUGGCUUACCUAUUUUGACGUUGCCACCUUUCUUGGUUCGAAGAAAGUUGUGUCCCAAAUAUACGGAACUGCACUUCAGAAGCAUCCUACUCAAGUCGGCUUUUGGAUAAUGGCGGCCUCCUUCGAAGCAAACGAAUGUCACACUCCAAUGAGUGCACGGGUUAUUUUCCAAAGAGGAAUUCGUGUAAAUCCCGACUCCCUGGCGCUUUGGCUCGAGUUUUUCAGAUUUGAGGCCAUUUUUGCUGUCUUGAGACGGCUAUCUGAAUCGACCACCAGCGGUGACGAAAAUCUCUCCAGUAUUGCUAAUGGGGCUCUUGCAUUGGCAGUCUUUGACAGUAAAAAGAGCGUUUCAAAACCUGCAUUUGUUCAAGCUUGCCUCGAGAUAUACAGGAAAAUAUUGUGCCAAUUUUCCGAUAUGUCCUUGCCUCUGUUAGAGGCUGCCUUUUCCGAACAGUCUAAGUAA